Botrytis deweyae is the source of this 363-nucleotide messenger RNA. RefSeq lists its product as uncharacterized. Bases 1 to 363 code for a protein of 120 amino acids. NCBI's taxonomy places the organism in Eukaryota, Fungi, Ascomycota, Leotiomycetes, Helotiales, Sclerotiniaceae. The transcript has 5 exons. The record is from RefSeq and is a predicted model, not a curated record.
AUGUCUGACGACGAAUUUGAACAGGCUCCCGAUGAAUUGUCCGUCGACGUCGUCACUGCACAUGACACCAUGGUUAGGCUAGAGACUUCGGCCAAAAAAAGUAUCAACAAGUCGCAGGAUGAGAGACGGCAAAACUUCUCAGUACUGCUUGUUGACUUAUUCAAUUACUCUGUCAAAAGAACUAUCCUCAUGAUCCUCAUUGGUGUCCUCGGUUACUUCCUAGCUUCCCGCGGAGUAGUGGCUAUAGAUUAUUACUUUGAUCAACGCGAGAUGGUUUCUGGUCUUGAAGCGCCCAAGGAAUUCAGAAUUCCGCACCAUACUUGUAAAGACUACGUUACCCCUCAGACUUCUGCACCAAGGUGA